UUAAGUAGACAACUUAACAAUUAGCCAGCGAAACCAUGACGACACCGGCCCCAGCAGCAGAGUCACCGGGAAAGUCCAGAUGGUCUCUAGCCGGAACUACAGCUUUGGUUACCGGUGGUUCACAUGGAAUCGGAUACGCUGUGGUGGAAGAGCUAGCGGCGUUAGGGGCGGUGGUGCACACCUGUUCUCGCAACGAGGCUGAACUUAACCAAGUGUUGGAACAAUGGUCUGCCAAGGGCUUCGCCGUGACUGGUUCCGUCUGCGACGUAACUUCUCGUUCCCAACGCCAACAUCUUCUUGAGGAAGUCUCGUCUCACUUUGGUGGCAACCUCCACAUUUUAGUAAACAAUGUUGGAACAUGUAUAUAUAAACCAACUACAGAGUUUACAGCUGAAGAUUAUUCUAUUAUGAUGGCUACCAACUUCGAAUCCUCUUACCACAUAUGUCAACUUUCACAUCCUCUUUUAAAGGCUUCUGGGUCUGGAAGCAUUGUGUUCAUUUCAUCAGUUGCAGGUCUGGUCAAUGCUCUCUCAGGAUCACUUUAUGGAGCUACCAAAGGUGCGAUGAAUCAGCUUACAAGGAAUCUAGCAUGUGAAUGGGCAAAUGACAACAUUCGAACAAAUUGUGUAGCACCAUGGGUCAUUAAAACCCCACUUGUCCAACCGUUAGUUGAUAACAAGGAGCUUAUGGAUGGUGUGGUAUUUAGAACUCCUUUGAAACGUCCUGGAGAACCGAAUGAAGUUUCAUCUCUAGUAGCCUUCCUUUGCCUACCUGCUGCUUCCUACAUUACUGGCCAGACGAUUGCUGUUGAUGGAGGAUUUACGGUUAAUGGUUUUUAAGUGCAACUUACCAUCUUGCUUAAUGCUUGAGGAACUUCCUUUAGUUAAUUCCUAUUAUUGUUUACAAAUUGCUUUCUUGAACACUAUGUUUUGAAAUAAA
This is a messenger RNA of Cynara cardunculus var. scolymus (artichoke), 939 nucleotides long. RefSeq names its product tropinone reductase homolog At5g06060-like. The transcript has 4 exons. Gene Ontology annotation, molecular function: oxidoreductase activity. The record is from RefSeq and is a predicted model, not a curated record. NCBI's taxonomy places the organism in Eukaryota, Viridiplantae, Streptophyta, Magnoliopsida, Asterales, Asteraceae. The coding region runs from base 36 to 839 and encodes 267 amino acids.